Messenger RNA from Hypomesus transpacificus, 927 nucleotides. Its product is annotated as PRA1 family protein 3-like. The record is from RefSeq and is a predicted model, not a curated record. Bases 53 to 625 code for a protein of 190 amino acids. Gene Ontology annotation, cellular component: membrane. The transcript is spliced from 3 exons. Lineage: Eukaryota; Metazoa; Chordata; Actinopteri; Osmeriformes; Osmeridae. Gene Ontology annotation, biological process: negative regulation of transport.
UCAGCUGACCUCACACUCAGCAAACUUGCUAGCAGCUAAGAGAAAAUAAGCAAUGGCAAGGAUGGAGCUGGCACCACUUAGACCCUGGGACGAUUUCUUCCCAGGGGCUGAUCGAUUUGCUAAACCGGAUUUUAGAGAUUUAACGAAAUGGAACAACAGGGUGAUCAGCAAUUUACUGUACUACCAGACAAAUUAUUUUGCCGUAGCCAUCGUGGUUUUCUUGAUUGUUGGAUUCCUUAACCCUCUUGGUAUGUUCCUGGGAGGAGCAGUGGUCUCUCUGGUCUUCAUGGGUUCUGUGUGGGCAGGGGAGAACAAGACCAUCAUCAAGAACUUUAAGAAGAAGAACCCCACCCUGUUUGUCCUUGCAGUUAUGGGUACCAGCUACUUCCUGUUGUCGCUGUGUGGUGGUGUGAUGGUCUUCAUUUUUGGGAUCACUUUCCCUUUACUAUUGAGUCUGGUCCAUGCCUCUCUCAGACUGCGCAACAUGAAGAACCGGAUGGAGAAUAAAAUUGAAGGGGUUGGCAUAAAGAAGUCUCCCAUGGGUGUCAUCAUGGACCUCCUGGACCAGCAGGAGGAGAAGAUGAACAAGAUCCAGGACUUCAUUGAGAGCAAGCUUAAGGAAUGAGAGGAGGGCUUGUCAAACUGGCACCCUCUUUCAAUAUACUUAUCUUUCUUUUAGCACAAUCCUAAGAUAUUUUUGACCCCAAAUAAGGUUAUGCAUUCCUCCUAUUCAUUUGUUUUGGUUUUUGUUACACAUCUGUUCCAUGCUUUAUAUUACACUGUUAUAUAUUUUGUGUUUGGUUACUUCAUUUUGGGAGAGGUGUGCACUCAUAAAUAGAUUAUAUGUUUCUGAAAGACACUCAAUGAGUCAUGAGCAUCCUUGUCUGUUUUUCCUGUCCAAAAUGUUGUUUAAAUUAUUUAUGUGCA